AACGUCAAGCCACUUCCUCUUUUGUCUGAUUUCAUGGCGAUCGGGAGAGAGGGAACACCACCGACGCACGCACACUAUCUCAGCACUCUUCAAAGAGUUUCUCCGGGUGUAAACUAAGUUGUCAAUCUGACUGGCGAAACAAACACAGUUACCCAGGGGGAACUAAGCGGACAUCAGUGAAGGGCUCUAAAGCACUUGGAUCAGUUCUUCUCUGUCCCAGGUUCAGACUUCUUGGUCUAUGGCUCUGAUGGACAAACACAAACAGGUUAAGCGGCAGAGACUUGACCGCAUCUGUGAAGGUAUCCGACCCCCCAUCCUGAACGGGCCAAUGCACCCGCGGCCUCUGGUGGCCUUGCUGGACGGGCGCGACUGCACUGUGGAAAUGCCCAUCCUCAAAGAUGUGGCCACAGUGGCCUUCUGCGAUGCCCAGUCCACACAAGAGAUUCACGAGAAGGUGCUAAACGAGGCCGUGGCGGCUCUGCUCUACCACACCAUCACUCUGUCCAGAGAUGACCUGGAAAAAUUCAAAGGCUUACGUGUUGUCAGGAUUGGCUCCGGCUUCGACAACGUUGACAUCAAAGCAGCUGCUGAGCUUGGAAUCGCCGUCUGUAAUGUACCAGCAUCCUCGGUGGAAGAGACUGCCGACACUUCGCUAUGUCUGAUCCUUAACCUGUACAGGCGAGUCACCUGGAUGCACCAAGCACUCAGGGAGGGAACCCGGGCCUCCAGUGUGGAGCAGAUUCGGGAGGUGGCUGGUGGUGCUGCUCGUAUCCGAGGCGAGACUCUGGGCAUUAUUGGACUAGGGCGUGUAGGUCAAGCGGUGGCUCUUCGGGCCAAGGCAUUUGGCUUUGGAGUGAUUUUCUACGACCCCUACCUGCCUGACGGCGUGGAGCGCUCACUGGGCCUUCAGCGAAUGGCCACACUGCAGGACCUCCUCAUCCACUCGGACUGUGUAUCACUGCACUGCAGCCUCAACGAGCACAACCACCACCUCAUUAACGACUUCACCAUCAAACAGAUGCGUCAGGGAGCCUUCCUGGUGAACACAUCAAGAGGCGGUCUGGUUGAUGAGAAAGCACUGGCUCAGGCCCUGAAAGAAGGACGGAUACGAGGGGCUGCCCUGGAUGUCCACGAGACAGAACCUUUCAGUUUUUCAACAGGCCCACUGAAGGAUGCCCCAAACCUGAUCUGUACCCCUCACACAUCCUGGUACAGUGAGCAGGCCUCUGUGGAGGCUCGAGAGGAGGCAGCCAGAGAGGUUCGCCGCGCCAUCACCGGGCGCAUCCCUGACAGUCUGAAGAACUGCGUCAAUAAGGAGUAUCUGAUGGCAGCCUCUCAGUGGCCCAGCAUGGAAGCUGCCACUGUUCACCCAGAGCUUAACGGAGCCACUUACAGAUUUCCUCCAGGUCUGAUCAAUGUUGCAGCAGCAGGGGGUCUCUCUGGAGCUGCUGCAGGGGUCGAGGGCCUGGUAGCAGCCAACCUGGCACAUGGCAUCGCCCCUGUUUCCCACCCUCCUCACGCCCCAUCUCCGGUGCAAUCUGCUAAGGCUGAGGCUGACAGAGACAUCCCCUCUGACCAAUAGCCCCCUCCGCCGCCGCCAGCACAUUCCGUCACCAUUGGAAACCAACCCCUCCCCUCCCGAAAACCCCACCUCUCAGCAUCAGACACAGUCCGACCCCUCCAGUGCAUCGGCAGCACUAUUUUGACCUGAUGUGGAUACACAGUCAUGUUCCUCAGAUCACAUAACCAGCCCAGGAGUGACUUAUCCACAGCCAGCCCCCCUCAUCCCCACCUCAGAGAACUCACACAUCCCCCUAUCUUUGUCCCCAUCUCACCCUCCACCCCUUUCCUCCUCCUUCACUCCCCACGACGUCAGCAAUAACUGUUCUCAAGGAUUCAAUGAUUGGAUUAGUUUUUAUCCUUAGUUGGCUGUUUUAAUGGAAAGUUGAUCUGUUAUGGUUCUAGGUGUUAAUGUUUGUUGAAAAAAAUAGCAUUUCUGACAUGAGGCUUCAGUCUGCUGCCACCUGCAGGCUGAAAGGUUGAAGCCCCCCUUUGUACAUUAAUGGCUCAUGUUACUGCUCUUCUUAUUAUUAUUAUUUUCUUUACUUUUUCUCCCCCUUCCAUAUUUCUGGUGAAGGGGUUAAAUGUGUACCAGACAGAAUCACAAACAGUACAUCCUGUCCUCCUCACUGGGCAUCUAGUGAUCCUGCUCAGUUUAGCCCUUAGGCUCUCCAUGUUACUGUUGUCAGCUUGCUCAAGCAAGGAUCUGUGAUACUGUCAGAGUGGAGCUCUCUCAGGCUGCCAUAGUAUUUCUGUCCAGCUCAUACUUCAGAAAGUACCCAAGAUCCUACGUCACUUUUUAUUGCUACGACGGUCCAGUUUUCAGAAAUUCAGCCUUGUGUUCACACGUGUUCUGCCCCUUGUUUUUUUGUCCCUAGAUAACACCUCUGAGUGUCUUAUCAGGGGCUGCUAGGCAUAAAUUUCCAACUCACACCAGAAGCUUGAGUGCUGUCUGUGUAAGGUCGUUGCACAUGGUGUCAGAAAGCAGCAACAAGCAGGAUGUGUCUCUCCAGCAGAGGGCGCUGUCUCACUAGUCAGAGCUGCGUGUGACUCAUUUGAGGGACAGUUGCAGGUUUGCUCGAACAACACACUGCCAACACACAGAACACAGUAUGGAUGACCAGGGAUCGGCUACCGCCUUAUUGUUUGAAAAGAUCUCACUGCACCCCACCUCUCCACACCUCCUCUCACAUCCCUCCCACCCUCAUGGAUCACCCCACGCAUCAGCCCAUGAACCAGUUUGCAUCCACGACUUCCUUUAAGCGUGAGGGGACGGCAGAGUUGAGAUUCCCUGUUGGAGCAAUGAGACAGUGUUCUUGCAUGCUGGCUUUGUUGAUGACAGUGGUGUGUGUGUAUGGGUCUGUUUGUUUGUGUGUGUGUGUGUGUGUGUGUGUGUGUGUGCGCGUGUGUGUGUAUGUCCCCUCACCCUGUUAUAAUAACAAGCUGUUGUCUUUCCAAAGGAAUAGUCCCUAGGAGUAACUCUUUAACGCUGUUGCCCUGUUGGUGUCAAGGGAACACCUUUCUAGUACCUCAGUAACAGAUAUUGAAUGUACCGUGCAUACCCUUUUAUUUUUUGUACAGAUUUUCUAGAUACUUCUUUACUAUUCUUUUCCAGAAGGGUUGUGAAAUUGUAGCAGUAAUGAUACAAUAAAAAACAUUGCCCCAUGAAAUAAAUUAAAAAUCUUUUUAGGUUCACUAUAGGUCACUGAAUACUCAGGCUUCAAAACCAAUGUGUUUCUCUUUUGCCUUUACUUCCUCGUUGUGGAAAAUUCAGCACAGUGCUUUCCAAUUCUUAGACUUCAAACUCCAGUUGAUGUGCUAUAAACUCUGUCUUAUCGACUAAAGAAAAAUAAGGAAAAAACAAAAAGGCGGUCGCCGUGAUCUGCUAGUUUUCUUUUACUAGAUUAUUUAGUAGUAGAUACUGUUUUGUUUUGUUUAAACCCCCUCUUCAUUGUCUGGCUGCUCUAUCUAUAGUGCAUGUGAGGUAAUUUUUUUAGGGGAAAUACUAUUGGCUUAAAGAAUUUGUGUCAUCUUGCUGUUUCCCUCUGCUCCCUGCUCUUCCCCUCCUCUCAGAGUGUUUUCAACCGAGUUGCCAUUUUUGUCGUGGUCAGUUUCCAGUGAUGUACAGUUUUCCCCUCAGAGUCUAUGAGAGACAUGGAGCAUGUCUGUGUCAUGAGAUGCUAGGCUCCUCUGUCCUGUGAUGAGUAUAUAUUUUUAAAAAUAACCCCCAUAGUUCGGAUUAUGAGCAUAAUAGUAAUCUUAAAUUUUUGCUGUUGAUGAUGAUGAUAUAUAUAUAUUUUUUCAGUUCAGCAGUGCACUGUUAUGAAAACCAUUUUGUUUUCUUGUAGGAUUUCAUUUUUAUGGAUGCUGUCUGUGUUCUACAUGUUGUACUGAAACAUUUCAGAGAAAACAAGAGGUCCCUCUCCUGGUGAUGUACCCUUUUUUUUUUUGUCUUACCCCAACUGUCUUUUCCAGCUGAUACCCUCUGGGCCUUACUCCUCCCCCCCUGUAAAAGUAGCUGUUAUAGAAAGUCGCCAUGGAACCACUCACUGCCUUAAUACAGUUGACCACAGCAGGUGAAGUCAGGAGACACACCCAGUCGAAAAGAACGGGCCACAUCAAGGCCGCACCGCAAAAAGCUCCUCACACCCUGACAGGCCUAAAUCUGCAGCACUUGGGUAUUUACUUUUCUGUGAUGAACCACAUCUAGCCUUGUGUAGACAGCUCUUUCAUGGCCUCAACAAUACAUCUGGUGUGAUUUUUUGCUUUGGUUACAUAUUUUCGUUUCCUAGUUUUGAUAUUAAAGUCUGCUCGGCAGUGUGUUCGUGCUUGGGCUAACAGAUAAGCACAGUGUGUAUGCUCACAGAGCUACAGCUCAUAUUUCACUCUUGGGUGUGAGAAUGCCCCCAACCCAUUAAACCACCACCGACACCCUGGGGCUCUAUUAGCAGCUUUCACUGAGCAGAGUCCCUGAGGAGAUGGAGGGUGGGGAGGGGGCUAAGCGGACACUGGUGUGGUCUGUCAAAAUAAAAGUAGAAAAUUAAGAAUUGGUCACUUCUCUCUCUCUCUCAGGGUUCAAAUGCACACAUAUCCUCCAGCAGUCGCCCUCUGUCUCGUGUCCCCUGUCCCAAGUUUUCCGCCCUUGGAACGCAGAACAGCCUCCUGCGUUUUUUAGAAACAGUUUCCCCUCGUUCCUCCCUCUUAUUGUGCACAGGUCUGAACUUUUUUUUUUCUGUUUUGCUUUCUUUUGGCACUGACAUCUAACCAUCUAACAAGGAAUGAAUGAAUGUUUGAAAGUGACUGUGUGUGAUGUUAAAAUUGGGAAAUGUAUUUUUACAACAUGUGAACGUAUUUUUUUUCCACUCACUCUCAUUGUGAAUUGAUUUUGUUUUCUUUCACCAGACUGCAAAAACAAACAAAAAAUACAAAAAAAUCUCCUGUAACUAGGCUCUUAAGCUUUAUUUUGUUUUGUUUACUUUUUAUUAGAAACAAUCAUGUUUGUGAUGGUAACUUCCGAUGGUAAACUCCACACCGUAUUUUAAUAAAAUCUUAAAAAUAAA
This is a messenger RNA of Notolabrus celidotus (New Zealand spotty), 5120 nucleotides long. RefSeq names its product C-terminal binding protein 1 (gene ctbp1). Gene Ontology annotation, molecular function: NAD binding; oxidoreductase activity, acting on the CH-OH group of donors, NAD or NADP as acceptor; transcription corepressor activity. Lineage: Eukaryota; Metazoa; Chordata; Actinopteri; Labriformes; Labridae. The record is from RefSeq and is a predicted model, not a curated record.